CUUAACAUUCAGUUCCGCGACGUCUAUUUUUAUUGGUUUUUGUUAUUAACAGCUGUACAAUUAAUUAGAGAUAUAAGUUAGAAAACAUCUGUAACCGAGACAUUGUGAUAAUAAAAAUACAAAUUUCCGGUAACUGUUAACAUGAAUUAUCGUGUACUGUGCCACAAACGAUUGCUGCAGUCAUUUGGUUACACUUCUUCCCGUCUUUGGAUUCAAAAUUUUCAAACUAAAUUGAAAUACCCUUGGAACGGACAACUGUGUCUGUUAAACGAUUCGUCAAUUAAUCAGCGCUGCUAUUCCACCAAAGAAAAAUUCGAUGAAAUUUACACGAAAACGAAGCAGAAAUUCUUGUCGAAAAAACUUCCACAAGACGUCGAUUUGACGAGUGUGUUUGCGUGCAACGAAUUAGAUCUUGACGAAAUCAGUGUCUACGGCUUCGACUAUGACUACACACUAGCUUGCUACAAACAGUCGCUGCACUAUUUACUGUACAAUCUUGGCCGUGACAUAUUGGUCCAGAACUACAAAUAUCCCAAAGAAAUUCUCAAUCUCGACUACCUGCCCGGAUUUGCGGUUCGUGGCCUCCAUUAUGACAUCGAAAAAGGGCUGCUGCUCAAAUUGGACUCAUUUCUUCAAAUCCAAUUCGAUACGGUGUAUCGUGGUCUGACACCUGUCAGUGAAGCUGAGGUGUUGCAACUGUACAAGAAUCGCAUCAUACCGAUCGCGUAUGUCGAAGGGAAAAAGGGUCAACAUGAUCUGCGUGGUAGUGCGAAAAUGGUUCAGUUGGCCGAUCUGUUUUCCGUGCCCGAAAUGACACUGUUAUGCAACGUGGCCGAGUUUUUCAUUCAGAACGGCAAGAGCUACCAUCCGGAAAUUCUGUUUCGUGACAUAAAGAAGUCGAUCAGUGCCAGCCAUCCGAUAAUGCACAGUUACGUGACGAAAGAUGUGGGGAAGUACAUCGACACGAAUGUCAAUUUGAGACAGUACUUCAAGAAAUUGGUGGAGGCUAAGAAGCAGCUGUUUUUGGUCACCAACAGUCCGUACUAUUUCGUCAACAAGGGAAUGGAAAUGCUGGCUGGCGAUGAUUGGCAACGGUUUUUCGAUGUUGUUAUUGUGAACGCUAGGAAGCCUCGAUUUUUUACCGAUCUGUCUCGACCAAUACGAGAAUUCGAUGUAACGACGAACACUCACCUUUGGGAUCGCGUUGUAGCUUUAGAUAAAGGAAAAAUUUAUUAUGAGGGAACCCUGAAACAACUUCUCGAUCUGACCAAAUGGAGCGGCGAAAAUGUGCUGUAUUUCGGCGACCAUCCGUACAGUGAUCUAGCUGAUGUUACUCUGGAACAUGGCUGGAGGACAGGUGCAAUCAUUUCGGAACUGACUCACGAAAUCAACACGCUCAACAACGAAGAGUUCAAGGCGAACGCGAACUGGCUGCAGAUGUUAACUCAAAUGAUUGAAGACCAUCAAGAUAACGAGUCCGAGGCAGCGAGAAGUGCAGUGAGAGCUUGGCAUGACGAACGCGAUGCUUUGAGGCACCAGACGAAGUGCGUGUUCAACCAACAGUUUGGUAGUGUGUUCCGGACGUAUCACAAUCCGACGUAUUUCUCCCGCCGUUUGUUUCGAUUCGCCGACAUCUACACCAGCAACAUAACGAAUUUAUUGAAAUAUUCCGUGUCGCAUACGUUCUAUCCACGGCGCGGUGUUAUGCCACAUGAGUACACUUCGUACUUUAUGUAAAAUGUCCUACGGUUCGAUUGGUUGUACAGAAUCCAGCACUAUAAUAUCUAGGGAUUCGACGAUGUCGGUAGGUAGGUUCCGUUGUAAUUUUAUGAGUCAAUUAGCUAUGCUUCACGAAAAAAAAACUGGAUCGGGAACUCAUCGCCAUUUUAGUCAUUAGUUUUUAGGCGCACGAAUUUUAUUGUACACACUAGUCAGGGUUGCACCUCAAGAACAGUCAGUGUUACACGAUUUACUUGUCUUGCACCGUAAAAGGGAUGGUCAACGUUCAUUUUAUACUGGUAACUAACAGUAUUCUCCAGCAACCAGCACUGGCAUAACGUAUUCAUCAAGAAUUCACAGAAGAAAACCCUGUUUUGGCGACACUCGAAGGUGCACUUUAAAACAUAGUAUCGGAAUCUCGUUCAUUUUAACCCAAAGUCGUUCCUUUCUGUCGAAAAAUUUAAAUUUUGAAUUCGAACCAAGAGUUUUAUUAGUGUUGACUACCCUACAAACGGGCCAAUCUUAUUAAACGAUUUACCGUCUUUGAUGAAAGUUAGGCAUCAUGUACCUCAGUCGAUUCGAUAAAAAGUUUAAAAUCCUUUACGCUGAAGCAUAGUUAAUUGAAAUUCACCCAACAAAACACAUAAAAUGUAGAAAUUGUAGAUAAAAAAUACGAAAUAUCUGUAAACCGGUCAGGGCUCAUCCUAGAUGAAGUAGUAGAUUGUUAAAUGCCUCGACUAUAAAAUUAAUUAUAUUAAGUACGUAACGCUGUUUUGUGUCAUAUUUCAUGCCAAAAAUUUGUUUUAAAUUUGGAUUUUUAAUGUUUAAAAAGCUCAAAGGAGCAACUACGCUUUUGGAAUCGACCGGAAAGAAAAAAAUUUUACAAAUAAAUUGAAUUUUUCAAAUUUUGCUACCAUUGACUGAAAUCGUACCUACUUUUUGAAAUUAUACAAAUUUUUAAGGUAGGAAUUGAGUGCUAGUCAUCUGAUAUCGACCGCUACAAUAAACAUAACAAGCGACCUGCGGUUAAUGUGAAAUUUCGUAUAGCAAAAUUAAUGUUGAAAUAGAUGAAGUAAUAGAAUUGGUCAAUUCAAACAAUAUAAAUGACGGAGUAUUACGCAUAGAAACUAACAGACUCGAGUUCCACUGGUGAGGCGAUAUGUUUCAACUAACUUUGUUGACUGUAGAUCUAUGAUCCAAUUCGCUUUAUUAGAUCCACACGCAUUACCAACGUGGAUAUCGCAUGUGUGGAUUGUAAUGUGACGACUUUAUUUUCUUCCACUUUAGCUUCAACAUACAUUUUGCUAUAUAGGACAACAUUACCCAGAAUCAUCGCUUUCUUUCCUUGUUGCUUAAACAAAUUUCAUAACUUCUAGAAGAAAUUUUUUUUUCGAAAAUUGACUACCCCAAUUCAUGGCAAAUUUGGGGACGAAUAUUCGUCUCGUCGCAUCAAUUCCUACCGUAGAUGUUGAGAAAAUUAUUGUUUUUUUUCGAUAAAUUUUAGAAACGAAUAAGAAAAUGAGCGAGAAAAAAGAGAUUUUUUUUAGAGAAAUUAUUAGAAAAUUUGACAAUAAAUGACGAUUGUGUGAAAGUAAAUUAAGACAAAGAGACACUGUUACCGUUUAAGAUUUACCAAUUAUUACAAAUAUGUGUUCAAAAUUGUGAAUCUUAUCAUUUCUCGUACCUGCUUUAAUAUGUUAAACAUUUUGUUUUGUUUGUUUUUGGGUGAAGAAAACCAAAAGUUUUUUUUUUUCUUUAUUUCUGAGCGUUAAUUUAAUUGCACUUUUGUUUAGCACAAUUAUUAAAUAUAUUUUUAAAGAGAGAAUUACAAUAUCAAUGUUUUCCGAAU
Bradysia coprophila is the source of this 3568-nucleotide messenger RNA. RefSeq names its product 5'-nucleotidase domain-containing protein 3-like. The record is from RefSeq and is a predicted model, not a curated record. Lineage: Eukaryota; Metazoa; Arthropoda; Insecta; Diptera; Sciaridae. Gene Ontology annotation, molecular function: 5'-nucleotidase activity.